AUGUUCGCUUCACUGGGCUUCCUAUUUGCUGCCCUCUCUUUGGCACGCUGCAUCCCCGUGCAGCAGGUAUCCCACCGCAGCAAAGUCCUCCUGGUGUCCUUUGACGGCUUUCGGUGGAACUACGACCAGGACGUGGACACCCCCAACCUCGACGCUAUGGCCGCGGAGGGGGUGAAGGCGCGGUACAUGACUCCCGCCUUCAUCACCAUCACCAGCCCGUGCCACUUCACGCUGCUGACCGGGAGGUACCUGGAGAACCACGGCGUGAUUCACAACAUGUGGUUCAACACCAGCACGGGCCAGAAGCUGCCCUACCACAUCACGCAAGGCGUGGACAGCUGGUGGGACAACGGCAGCCUGCCCAUCUGGAUCACGGCUCAGAGACAGGGUUUAAAGACGGGCUCGAUCUAUUUCCCCGGGGGAAGAGCAAAAUACCAAGGAGAAGAAGUGAAUAUGAAGCUGGUGGAGCCCCUCUUGUUCAACUACAGCAACGAAACCAACUGGCGAGAGAACAUUGACACGGCCAUGGAGUGGUUCACGGUGCACAGCCUCGACUUCAUCGCCCUCUACUUCGGCGAGCCGGACUCGGCGGGACACAAGUUCGGCCCCGAAUCCCCGCAGAGGAAAAACAUGAUCAAGCAGGUGGACAGAACCAUCGGCUACUUGAGGCAGCGCAUCCGGGAGAGCGGCCUGGAGUCCACCCUCAGCCUCAUCGUCACGUCUGACCACGGCAUGGAGACUGUCAUCAAGACCAACGAGAUUCACAUCCAGACGGUGGCGAACUUCACGUUCAAGGACAUCCAGUUUGAGCUCCUGGAUUAUGGGCCGAACGGACUACUGGUGCCCAAAGAAGGAAAACUAGAGCAUGUGUACUCAGUCCUGAAAAAUGCCCACCCAAACUUACACGUGUACAAGAAAGCCGACUUCCCGAGGAGAUUCCGCUACGCCAACCAUUCCCGGAUCACCCCGCUCCUGCUGUACAGCGACCCGGGAUACGUGAUCCACGGGAGGUACAAGGUCCAGUUCAACAGAGGGGAGCACGGCUUCGACAACGAGGCCAUGGCCAUGAAAACCAUCUUCCGCGCCGUGGGCCCGGCCUUCCGGCGGGGGCUGCUGGUGGAGCCCUUCGAGAGCGUCCACGUCUACGCCCUCCUCUGCGAGCUGCUGGGCAUCACCCCCGAGCCCCACGACGGCGACCUGGCGGUCCUGCGGCCGGUGCUGCCCCGGCUGGAGCCGAGGAACGUGGCAGCCAAACUAUUUACUGCGUGUUCCCGUCUCCCCGGGAAGGUGAAGUCUGUCAGGGAUACCCAUCGCCAAGUUCAGCCCGAAGGUGCUCACAGGCGGAGCUGCAGCAGCGAGUGA
Athene cunicularia (burrowing owl) is the source of this 1362-nucleotide messenger RNA. Its product is annotated as ectonucleotide pyrophosphatase/phosphodiesterase family member 7-like. The coding region runs from base 1 to 1362 and encodes 453 amino acids. The record is from RefSeq and is a predicted model, not a curated record. The transcript has 5 exons. NCBI's taxonomy places the organism in Eukaryota, Metazoa, Chordata, Aves, Strigiformes, Strigidae.